Molecule: messenger RNA, 711 nt
Organism: Puccinia graminis f. sp. tritici CRL 75-36-700-3
Lineage: Eukaryota; Fungi; Basidiomycota; Pucciniomycetes; Pucciniales; Pucciniaceae
Exons: 3
Coding region: 1-711 (236 amino acids)
Source: RefSeq, a predicted model, not a curated record
AUGAAAGAGGCCUGGACUCUCCUUGUCACCUCUCCACAACACAACUAUUACCACCAAUUUUGCAAAUUAGGGGGUUCAAAGCUAUUGCAUAUGCCGCCUUGGAGUUACAAGGAAUUGCAAAAUUGCAAAGACAUUCUCUAUCCAACUGAACAAAUAUUGCCCACUAGGCUCAUGGACCGGGUUUUCAAAUGGUACGGCGGUGUGCCCAGACACGUUCUUGAAAUGGCAACAACUGCAUUCAAAGAACAUCACGGCGAUGAGGACAAGGUGUUGAAAGCUCUGGUCCAGGGAAUGAAUCAAGCCAUUCACAAAGUCACCCCAGUGGAGAGCUUGGACAAUUUCAAUUGGCAUGGGCAUUGCCCCAACAAAUACUGUGGACUGGUAUUUGAGAUGCAAACUCAAAGGUUGUUGCAAGAAGGCAGAAGAUUUCAAGUCCGUCAACUUGGUAAAGGAGAUCCACAAACUGGCCAGAACAUUACAAUCACAUUUUCUGAAGCUGGGUGUCAAACCUUCAAAACUUACAAAGAAGUUGACCUACACACCAAUGUGUUCUGGAAGCCGUGCAGUCCAAAUCUGGCAUCAAUUGAUUUGUUGCGUGGACCAGCAAUUUUUUUUCAAAUUACUGUUUCCAAAACACAUCCGAUCAAGCAUGAGGGCCUCAACAAAGCCCUGAAGCUGGUGGACAAGUCAGAAUCUAGUCAAAGGCUUUAA